Messenger RNA from Anthonomus grandis grandis, 1876 nucleotides. Its product is annotated as protein FAM161A-like. The transcript has 10 exons. The coding region runs from base 221 to 1876 and encodes 551 amino acids. NCBI's taxonomy places the organism in Eukaryota, Metazoa, Arthropoda, Insecta, Coleoptera, Curculionidae. Gene Ontology annotation, cellular component: cilium. Gene Ontology annotation, biological process: cilium organization. The record is from RefSeq and is a predicted model, not a curated record.
UUUGCGAGUAUGUCAAUCAACAGUUUAAACUGGACAUGUGUACCAAGGCAAGUCAUUAAAUAGGCAAUUAUGUGGAAUUUGUUAUUUUUGUUUAAUAUUGAAGGAUUCGUCAAGGAUCCUCUCGGCUGAUGAUAGUAAACGUAAGUCUUCCAUUAAACCGUUUUGUGCCACCCCGAUACCGAAGAAAGUUCUUAGUGGGAAAUAUUUGGAUGACGACAAUAUGUCCUUGUCUGAUAAAGAUGUUAUAAUGGUCAAACCGCCUUCAAGAAGGUCCGUCCGUAUAGAAACCCCAAGCAUGCCCUCGUCAUCAUCGAACAUCACUCCAGAGCCGUACUUUCGAUCCAAAUCCCGAGCCAAUCAAAAAACCGAAUGGGACUCUUUUACUUCCGAGGACUUAUACGGACCCACACCGCCACCUUUGGAGACCAAAAGCGCCCCCAGUACCCCUUUAAGGACCAAAAAGCCUCCUAACGUCAAAGAAGAGUACGACGGAAUUACCAUUCCAAAACCCUUUCAAAUGACCGUCAGGGACGAGGAAAACAAGAUCGUUAAAGAAUUGUACUUAAAAAUCAACAAACCACCUAAAGAAGAGAAGCAGCAACAGUUUAAGGCCCAUGAGGUGCCUAUAGAGUCGCAAAUUCCGCUUUUCGAUAAGAUUAUGGAGGAGCAGCAAAGAAGAAGUCGAACGGUGAAAGAAAGACGCAAGAACGAGCUGCAAGCUCAGAUGAGACCGUUUUCCUUCACCCGUAGAGACGAAGAGAUCCAGGAACUGACCAAACGUUUCUCGAAAUCGUUGCCGUGCGUUUACGACGACCACGUCCCAUUGAAAAUUGAAAAGUUCAAGGCCAAACCGAUCCCGAAGAACCUUUUCAGCAAUUACAUCUAUAAGAAGAUGCACGAGGAUGAAUUUUACAGGACCCUUCAGAAAAAAAUCAGGGCGGAGGAGAUGCUAAAGUUGGCCUCGUUGCCGCCCUCGAUGGCGAAACGUGAGAAAUCCCAACCGAAGUUCGACGUGUGUCCGAGAUCGUUUCGGGACUCGCAGACGAGUAACGAGCGAGACCCGACCCCCCCGGUGCGAAAAGGACGAAAAAUACCCAAUUAUAAGAUGUACCAUGAUAAAUACGAGAGGGAACUGGAGGAGCUGAAGAACGAGUUCAUUUCCACCAGUCCGAGACCGUUUAAGUUAAAAUCAUCAAGAAAAAGAGGUAGGAGACACCACUGUAGAAUCUCUUCGGCAAAUAGCAGUUCGGAAACAAGGACGCCAUCUUCCCUGGACAUGUCCUCCAUAAACCGUUCGAAUUUGGCGGCCAUUUUGAGAAUACAGUCGGCCAGGAAACGUUUGGAAAUGGAGAUGGCCGGUAAGUUGGAGGAGGCGAAACUGAAAGAGGAAGCGAGAUGGCGCGAGAAAGUGAUGAGAAAAAAGCCGGUUUGGCAAACGUUGACUUACAGUCACGAGGAAGAUUUGGCCAUGAGACUUCAACUGAAAAGAGACGAAGAAAGACUGCGGAACGAAGAGCACAAGCUACGCAUGGAACUGAUGUUGGGCAGAGUGAACCAGCAGCCCACGUUGUUCGAGAGACAGUCCCAAAUUAAAUUCCCUAAGACAAAGGAGGAACUAGUGGAACACCUGCAUAAAGAAUAUAAGAGACAAAAAAGUGGUUCCUCUGAUAAAACGAAAUCUUCGAUUGAGGUUAAGGAUGAGGCUGUACAGGUGCAGGAGGAAAAUAAUCAUAAAGAAAGUAAGGAGAGCACCGAAGAGGUUUUUGAAAAUAAUAAUUCCAGGAGGAGCAGUAAGGACACUUAUGUCGUGUCUGAUGAUGAUGAUGAUGAUGAGAGAUCAUGUGAGGGGUCCAAUAAAACCAACAAUGGCCCUUAG